Molecule: messenger RNA, 549 nt
Organism: Peronospora belbahrii
Lineage: Eukaryota; Oomycota; Peronosporomycetes; Peronosporales; Peronosporaceae
Source: the annotation of a GenBank genome assembly
AUGAACUAUUUUGCCAUUUGCGGUGUCGUGCGUGUGACACCAUUAAUCGUUCUACCGACGAAGGAGCUCUACUUGAAGCAAGCACUGGCCGAAAGUUCAAAUGGUAGUAGAAACGAGCUGGACUUUGACAUGUUUGCACUUGAUUUCGUAUCAACAAUUCAGUUCGAUCUGUCGGGCAUUGCACAGUCUAAAAAUCUACUGAAGUGUACCACGUCUAGCCAGCGAAGCCGCCUUACGAAAGAAGACUUUGUGCUGCAGUUUGCUGAUAUAUGCGACGGAGAUCCAAUAUGGGGUAGUGCUGUGGGUGCCUUCAAGGUCUGGCUUGUCACUGCAUGCUCUUCGGGCUUUGGCAAAGAGAUCGUCCUAGCGGCGCUUGCUCGUGGAGAUCGUGUGAUUGCCACUGCGCGUGACGCCAGCAAACUUCAAGACCUCGUAGUACAAGGAGCUCGCGCUUUGAUGUUGGAUGUGACAGCAAGUGAUGCUGAGCUCCAGAAAGUGAUUGCCGAAGCUCUGAGCUUCUAUGGCACAAUCGACAUCCUCGUAAACUAA